CAACAGUCAGUGCGUUCUGCAUCGUUUCAUUGAAUCCAUUCAUUGAAUGCGCGCAUAAAAAAGAUCCAGCGACGAAAAUGAGCAGCCAGAAAAAUCAAGGGACCACUGUGGAAAACAUCGACGAGAUCGACAGCUUCGUCGCGGACAUGGCCAGCCUCUGCAUGAACGAGCCCUACUCGGACGUGGAGUUCCUGGUGGAGGAUCAGCGGCUGCCGGGCCACCGUCUCGUUCUGGCGACGCGCUCUGAGUACUUCCGCGCUUUGCUCUACGGCGGUUUGGCUGAGUCGAACCAACGGGAAGUUCGGCUGGACGUGCCGCUUGAAGCCUUCAAGUUAAUCCUGGGAUAUCUCUACUCGGGGAAGAUGCCUCUGUCCACACUGGACGUGGACACCAUUAUCGAUGUGCUCGAUUUGGCCCAUCUUUACGAGUUGCAGGCCGUCGAGUCGGGAAUAGGAAAAUACCUGCAGCAGAAUCUUUCUGUCAGUAAUGUGUGCACGAUCCUGGAUGUCGCACGCCGCAGCAAUCUCAACCAGCGGGCUGAAGAAUGCCUCGAUUUCAUCGACUACAAUUGCUCCGAUAUAGUAAAACAUGAUUCCUUCGCACAACUGUCCAAGGAAUCACUUGAGGAACUCCUGCGACGGGACAAGUUUGCGGCCCCCGGAAUUGAUAUCUUUCGAGCUGUAUGCAAAUGGAGGGACAACCAUCCGAGCGAGGACUUCAUGACGCUCCUCUCGCUCGUACGUCUCACAGCACUUAGUGUCAAACAGCUGCUGCGUGAGGUGCGUCCUACAGGCCUCUUUGAGCCGGAAAAAAUACUCGACGCCAUCGAUUUUAAGUUGAAUAAGUUCAACUUUAGUGUUCUUUGUUAAUUGACUAGCCAGACAGACACAAGUUAGUUAAGUCAGACGGAAGAUCCGUUUGAGGAGCCACAGAUAUUUAAUUUUAGAACACGUCCUUUGCGUUUCCACCUAAACAAACCAUUUGAAACCCUUUUCAAGCAUUGAAAAACAAAUUUCAGCUUAAUUUAAAUGCCAAUUGCUGGGCCAACAAAAUCAGUAAACAAGAAACUUUGCAGACAAUUGAAAGCGAAGCAAAGCAAAAAGAAUUCGGAGAAAGGCAACGAAAAAAAAGACCCAAAAGCAAUUCAAUAUAAUAAAUCACACCUUUGUCACUCAA
Drosophila persimilis is the source of this 1176-nucleotide messenger RNA. RefSeq names its product BTB/POZ domain-containing protein 9. Gene Ontology annotation, molecular function: protein binding. The transcript has 2 exons. The record is from RefSeq and is a predicted model, not a curated record. Bases 78 to 869 code for a protein of 263 amino acids. NCBI's taxonomy places the organism in Eukaryota, Metazoa, Arthropoda, Insecta, Diptera, Drosophilidae. Gene Ontology annotation, biological process: modulation of chemical synaptic transmission; adult locomotory behavior; circadian behavior.